Molecule: messenger RNA, 2070 nt
Organism: Uranotaenia lowii
Lineage: Eukaryota; Metazoa; Arthropoda; Insecta; Diptera; Culicidae
Exons: 4
Coding region: 1-2070 (689 amino acids)
Molecular function (GO): nucleic acid binding
Source: RefSeq, a predicted model, not a curated record
AUGGGAGCAUUCGUUUAUAUUCGCUCCAUCGAUAGCAGCGGCAACCUUUCAUCCCAUCUACUCUGUUCCAAGUCCAAACUGGCCCCCAUCGGUAACAAACGGAUGACACUACCCCGACAGGAACUUUGUGCUGCGCUCUGCCUCGCCCGGCUUAUCAGCAACGUAAGCAGAGCAAUUCCAUCAUCGUUCGCUGAAAUACGAGCAUGGACAGAUUCCCAAGUCGUGCUAGCCUGGCUUAACGGCGGAGCUUCCAGAUGGACCACUUUCGUGGCCAAUAGAGUUGCCGAGAUAAACACCCUUCUGCCGUCAAUAAAUUGGGAUCACAUCGAUACUAAACAAAACCCAGCUGAUUUAGUAUCUCGGGGUGCUUCACCUCAAGAGCUCCACAACAACAGCCUGUGGUGGAUCGGCCCCGAAUGGAGCCCACUGGCAGGUCAUCUGAAAUCAUCACCAAGAAUAACACUCGAUACAGAUCUUCGUCAAAUGAUCUCCCGCGAGGAGAGAAAAAUCACCAUUUGUCUAUUCACUCCUCACGAAAGCACCUUUCUUGAUGAGCUCAUGUCCCGAUAUUAUCCCGACCUACGCAUGCUCGGCAAAGAGUUAAAAAAUCAAAGUUCUCUUUUGCAGCUAAAACCAUUUCUGGAUGAUGACGGGAUCGUCAGGGUGGGCGGCAGGCUGAACCACUCGUGUCUCACUUACGACGAGAAACACCCGAUAUUAUUGCCACGAAGCUCAAUCCUAACGGCCUACAUUCUUCACUCGGAGCACAUCAAUAAUCAUCAUUGUGGUCCGCAAACUUUGCUGGCAAUAUCUCGACGUCGUUAUUGGAUUAUCUGUGGAACGAGUGCUGCAAGGAAAACCUAUCGACAGUGUGUUGUGUGUGCUCGAUCGAAGCCGGUGCCGAAUUCGCAGAUGAUGGGUCAGCUGCCACAGGAACGCGUCACCCCACAACCUACGUUUGCAGUAACCGGUGUGGAUUAUGCGGGGCCAGUUUGUUUGGUUGGACGCAGAGCUCGGGGUGUCAUCUCUAGCAAAGGGUACAUCGCACUCUUCGUCUGCUUCUCGACAAAAGCCGUGCAUUUAGAAGCAGUUUCGGAUUUAAGCACAUCAGCGUUUCUUGCCGCCUUCAUAAGGCAGUUGCGAGAAGUUCACGAGCUGGUGAAAUCUGCAGACCACAAUCAUCAGGUGACUGAUUUUUUAACCGACAAAGGUGUGGAAUGGAAAUUUAUUCCAGCACGAUCACCUCAUCAUGGUGGUCUCUGGGAAUCAGCGGUAAAGGUAGCUAAACAACUUCUGGCAACCCUAACAAGCAACAAUAUCUUCACCUUUGAAGAGCUUUCUACCUUUCUCGCCCAAGUUUCAGCAACCAUGAAUUCAAGACCGAUCACUCCUAUAUCAAACAGUCCCAGUGAUCCGCAAGCACUCACACCUGCCCAUUUCACCAUAGGCCGUCCAUUGACUAUAGCUCCAGAAGUGAACCUAAUGGAGCGUUCUAUAAGUUCAAUGAAUCGAUGGGAGCACGUCCAGCGUCUAUCCCAAGAAUUCAGAUCCCGCUGGCAGCUGGAAUAUGUUCGCGCCCUUCAGCGCAUUACUAAGUGGAAACGCAAAUCGCCGAACGUCUGUAAAGGAGACUUCGUAAUGCUGAUAGACGAAAAUGAUAAACCGAAGCAGUGGCCUCUUGGCCGAAUACAGGAAACCUUUCCCGGAGAUGACGGAUGCAUUCGAGUAGUCCUAGUUAAAACUGCAAAUGGAACGACACGUCGAGACGUUAGGAAAAUUCGAGUGCUUCCCGUAAAUUACGAUGAAUUUGUACCAGGACGUAUUGGCGAUGAAAUUACUACCCAUACUACGGCUCACCGACGGGACUUGAACCUGCCAUCUCCGCUGCAGUGCAAACGGUGCGUUAGCCAAAUCGACAAGGUCUAUUUCACCCCACUGCAAGCAACCCCCCUCUCGAUGACGACAACGGCAAACGGAAUUGGAUUACCCUACCGGACCUAUUGGAAAGAAACAACCCAAUGUGCCCAAGGUGUGCUGCUCAUGGGAGCGCUAAAACGGUCCCGUGCAUAA